AUAGCUUCUCAUUGGUCGUUGAGUGCAAAAAGAAAAAGAAAAAGAAAGCUUCACUACACUUGCCAUCCUUGUUUUGCUUACAUAUGGAGAGAGAGAGAGAGACACAGCAGAGAGAAACAAACAGUGAUUUAUGGUGGCAUUUGAUACAAUCUUGACUCUUCUUUAUCACCAUCUCAUCUGUUGAAGUAGUUCAAUUGUGAAAAUUCCAUAAAGGGUUUUCAAUUUUGUUCAUUUUUCUUUCUAAUACACAGUUCAAUUGGUCAACUUCUUCACUUUAGCAUGGAAACCAGUUCAUAUCUUUCCAACCCUUUUCUGGGUUUCAGAGAACUUGCUCAAAGUCUGAAGCUCUGGUGAAAUUCCAUUCAAUUUUUAGUGUUUUCUUGCUCCAUCAACUAGUUUGUGAACUUGGUAAUUUCCAAAUUUGUGUUUUAAGUUUUUGGCACAGAGCCUUGUCUUGUAAUUCCAAUCCUGCAUAGUUACUACUAGGAAAUGCUGCAUUCAACAAAAUCUGAGUCUGAUGUCACAAGCUUAGCUCCAUCAUCACCAUCAAGGUCCCCAAAGGUACCUGUAUACUAUGUGCAGAGCCCUUCUAGGGACUCUCAUGAUGGAGACAAGUCCUCAUCAAUGCAGGCCACUCCAAUCUACAACAACAGUCCCAUGGAGUCACCCUCACACCCCUCCUUUGGCCGCCACUCAAGGAACUCCUCCGCGAGUCGAUUCUCGGGGAUUUUCAGGUCCUCUUCGGGUAGAAAAGGCGGUAGGAAGCAGAGGAAUGACAAGGGAUGGCCAGAGUGUAAGGUGAUUAUGGAAGAAGGGGCUUAUGAUGAUUUUGAUAAGGGGCUCUCGCGGCGUGUGCAGGUCUGCAUUGCUCUCCUUAGCUUUGUGAUGUUGUUCACUAUCUUCUGCUUGAUCAUAUGGGGUGCAAGCAGGCCUUACAAUGCAACGGUUGUAGUCAAGAGCUUGGAAAUUAGCAACUUCUAUAUUGGUGAGGGUUCAGAUUUCAGUGGGGUUCCAACAAAGCUGUUGACAGUGAAUGGCUCAUUAAGAUUGAGUGUGCACAACUCUGCUUCAAUGUUUGGAAUUCAUGUUAGCUCCGCACCUAUCAUUCUCGCCUACUCAGAGAUUUCUGUGGCAACUGGCCAGUUGAAGAAAUAUUAUCAGCCAAGAAAGAGUCUCCGAACGGUAUCAGUGAACUUGCAAGGAACUAAGGUUCCUCUAUACGGGGCUGGAUCAAGUUUGACAUACACAAAGACUGGUGGGUUGGUUCCAAUUCCAUUGACCUUAAAGUUAGAAAUCCGGUCUCGAGCGUUUGUGGUAGGGAAGCUAGUGAAAACGAAGCAUCGAAGGCGAAUCUCGUGCCCUUUGGUUCUGGAUCCCACUGUUACCAAACCCAUCAAGUUCAAGAAGAGUUCAUGCACUUAUGAGUGAUGUCCUUUAGCAUUGAGGUGCAUACUUGCAGUAUCUGUUACUCGUUGCUUGUGAAAUUUCAUGGAGCUCAGAGUACUGCAAUUUGAGUUGAGUUGCUCAUUUUCGACAAGUUAAAAUCUUCGCUUUCUUUUAUGGCCUGAUUAAAAUCCCCACUUUGACAAUUCCCGGCACUGGUUUAGUUGUGAUCCUCUUUGAGGAUUGUGCAAAUGAAUGUAAAUAAGUUUGAAUUUGUGUUAUGCAUGUUGUAUUGUAUGAACGAUUUCAACGACAAUGACGUUUUGGAUGUGCAGCACAAUGUUCUGAGUCA
Prunus mume (Japanese apricot) is the source of this 1735-nucleotide messenger RNA. RefSeq lists its product as uncharacterized. NCBI's taxonomy places the organism in Eukaryota, Viridiplantae, Streptophyta, Magnoliopsida, Rosales, Rosaceae. The record is from RefSeq and is a predicted model, not a curated record.